This is a messenger RNA of Puntigrus tetrazona (Sumatra barb), 1457 nucleotides long. Its product is annotated as zgc:171566. Gene Ontology annotation, molecular function: gamma-glutamyl-peptidase activity. The coding region runs from base 179 to 1123 and encodes 314 amino acids. Lineage: Eukaryota; Metazoa; Chordata; Actinopteri; Cypriniformes; Cyprinidae. The transcript is spliced from 9 exons. The record is from RefSeq and is a predicted model, not a curated record. Gene Ontology annotation, biological process: tetrahydrofolylpolyglutamate metabolic process. Gene Ontology annotation, cellular component: vacuole.
AAAGAUCAGUGAACGCCUUAAUAAUUCACGCGACGCUCGGUUGACGCGACGACUGCGGAUCCGGGAGCAGCUUUCGUUAAAAAGCCUGACGCCGCCGUUGGAGCUGACAUUGCCUUCUUUGCAGAUAACAUCGAGAAGCUCUCCUUUAUUUCGUCCUUUGGUGUGCUACCUGAGGUGGAUGUAUCGCCAGGUGCUCGUGCUCGCGGUGUUUGCCGCUCUUCUAAGCGGUUUUCCAGCAUCAUGCGCUCGUAAUUUAAACCACAGACCAAUCAUCGGAAUUUUAGCCCAGGAAAACUUAGAGGAAGACCCUCAUGCUCGGGGCAAUUCUUAUAUAGCUGCAUCGUAUGUGAAACACUUGGAGUCGGCUGGUGCCAGGGUUGUACCAAUUCGUAUAAAUCGAACAGAGGAGGAGUAUGAAAAACUGUUCAACGCAAUAAACGGUUUGCUGCUUCCUGGUGGGAAUGUGGACAUCGAAAAGUCUCAGUUUACCAGAGCGGCGAAGAUCUUCUAUGAACUCGCAAUAAAGGCUAAUGAUGCUUCGGAUUAUUUUCCGAUCUGGGGCACCUGCCAGGGCCUCCAGCAGCUCACGGUUCUGACCAGCAACAAGAACUUGUUGACCUUGACCGAUACCAAAGCAGUCGCCCUGCCUCUGACCUUCAGCCCAGGAGCUCAAAACAGCAGGCUGUUCAAGAAGUUUCCAAAGGAUGUUCUUCAGUCUCUGUCAGAAGAAAACAUCACGUCUAAUUUUCACAGCUGGAGCUUGUCCGUGCAGAAUUACAGUAGCAAUGCCAAGCUCAAGCGUUUUUAUCGCGUCCUGACAACAAACACAGAUGGCAAGAAGGAGUUCGUUUCCACCAUGGAGGCAUAUAGGUAUCCCUUCUAUGCUGUUCAGUGGCACCCAGAGAAAAGUCCAUUUGAGUGGAUUGAUAAAGCUGGUAUGGUGCACACGCUCUCUUCCAUCAAAGCCACGUUCUACACCGCCCAAUUCUUUGUUUCUGAAGCGACGAAAAACCAACAUCAGUUUCCAACGCAAAGCGAAGAAGAAAAGGCUCUGAUUUACAACCACCAGCCCGUCUUCAAAGGCCUGAACAGCAUCUUCCUUCAAAACUACUACUUCGAUUGAGCGCUCGCAGUAUUUACCGUCGCAGAUGGGUUUUUUUUUACGUUUCGUUUUUAAAGCAUCGUUUUUAUUUCCGUCCUCCAGUUCGCCAAAACUCGAUGUGUGGAAUGCGUAGUAGCUCUUGAUUGUAGAUGUGAAGUGUUCUAGAACCAUCACGAUUGAAUGUAUUGUUAUAGUUAUAUCUAAUUCAGAAGUCACAUGCGAUAUCUUCUAGUGCCAUCGUUGAGAAGUUAAACGUGGUGAUGUUUCACAGGGUUCGCUAGCAUGACCAAUGCAAUGUUAAAAUGCUAUUACUUUGUCCAUUUUAGAGAAAAUAAAAUACAGAUUUAAACUUUUA